This is a messenger RNA of Periophthalmus magnuspinnatus, 1772 nucleotides long. Its product is annotated as oocyte zinc finger protein XlCOF7.1-like. The record is from RefSeq and is a predicted model, not a curated record. The coding region runs from base 110 to 1549 and encodes 479 amino acids. The transcript is spliced from 4 exons. NCBI's taxonomy places the organism in Eukaryota, Metazoa, Chordata, Actinopteri, Gobiiformes, Gobiidae.
GGGGGCAGCAGUGCACUAACCGUGUCUACUCUGCUGCACAAAAAGCAGGAAGCAGACAGAGCCCCGUGUGCGGUUAGCUCGGAGCUAAAGCUAAAAACACUUUGUUAAAAUGUCCAAAGGCCAAACGCUGAGAGCUUUGGUGAAUGAGCGGCUGACUGCGGCUGCUGAAGAGAUCUUUGCGCUGUUUGAAAGAACGAUAGCGGAGUAUGAGGAGGAACUGUGUCGCUCCAAAGAGGAGAACCAGAGGAACCAGGACACUCCACAGACUCCACGGAUUAAAGAGGAGCCAGAGGAGCAGAGCGUCAAACAGGAGGAAGACACGCUCCCAGCACAGCUCCCAGUGGGCGUCCCAGAGUCCAAUGUUGUCUGUGUGAAGACAGAAGAGUCCUCACUGCUUCAACAUAGACAAACUGAGCACAGAGAGAAAACACAGGGAGAGGACAUCAGCACAGAGCCACAUUUACACUCAGAGACUGAGGAACACAUGGACCACUCCUCUGACACUGACAAUGAUGAGGACUGGAGAGCUCCAUUCAGCUGUUCAGCUACACAGAUGGAGACAGAGGCUGAUGGAGACAACUGCAACCAAGUCCAGAAAGGCCAAAUGCUGAGAGCUUUGGUGAAUGAGCGGCUGACUGUGGCUGCUGAAGAGAUCUUUGCGCUGUUUGAAAGAACGACAGUGGAGUAUGAGGAGGAACUAUGUGGCUCCAAAGAGGAGAACCAGAGGAACCAGGACACUCCACAGACUCCACGGAUUAAAGAGGAGCCAGAGGAGCAGAGCGUCAAACAGGAGGAAGACACGCUCCCAGCACAGCUCCCAGUGGGCAUCCCAGAGUCCAGUGCUGUCUGUGUGAAGACAGAAGAGUCCUCACUGCUUCAACAUAGACAAACUGAGCACAGAGAGGAAACACAGGGAGAGGACAUCAGCACAGAGCCACAUUUACACUCAGAGACUGAAGGAAACACGGAGCACUCCCCUGAAUAUGAUUAUGAUUGGAGAGCUCCAUUCAGCUGUUCAGCUACACAGAUGGAGACAGAGGCUGAUGGAGACCACUGCAACCAAGUUCAGAUCAGAGCCCGAGCCGGUGUGAACAAUGGAACUGACGAAGUAGCUGACAAGAAGAAAUAUGAAUGCCCUAUAUGUCAAAAGAAGUUUGGCACUAUGCCAAAUUUACAGAGACACAUUAGAGUUCACAGAGGAGAGAGACCAUUCAGCUGUUUAAUAUGUGAGAAAACAUUUACUCGAAAGUAUAAUCUAAAUAAACAUCUUAAGAUACACACUGGUGAACGACCUUACAGCUGUUCAACAUGUGAGAAAACAUUUACCCAAAAGAGUUCUCUAGAUGCACAUGUGAGAACUCACACAGGGGAAAGACCAUUCAGCUGUUCAACAUGUGAGAAGACAUUUUGUGAUAAGAGUACUCUUGUUCAGCAUCUGAGAACACACACAGGUGAGAGACCUUACAGCUGUUCAACCUGUAAUAAAGGGUUUAAACAAAGUGCUAAACUGAAAAGACACAUGAGAACUCACAGAACAGAAACUGACUGAAGGCUAAUUGGUUGUGUUCAUGAGAUAUUUUAAAGAGCCUAGAACUGUGUUUUGGAAUCUGCUGCUAACGACUCAAAAUGCAAAUGUUUGGACCUAUCAUCUGUGGUUAAAGCUCCUGGACCUGAUUUUGAACCAUAACAGAAACAACCCUCUGAGCCACAGCAGCUGCUUCUACACUUACAACACGCUGCAUGGUGUGAAGGCCCUUUUCCUGAACUACAAG